AUGCAAACUGUCAGCAAGCCCAUAAACAUCGUUAUCGCAGGAGGAAAUUAUGCCGGCCUGAGCGCCACCAAGAAUCUUUAUAUAAAGCUGCUGGCCACCAACUCCGACUAUGACGGCACCAAGCAGGCGCCGCCGAAUCCCAAUAUCAAAAUCACGCUGAUCGACCGCAGAAACGGUGACCUGCCCUGGCUGCAGCAUUCGUCAAUUGCGGUGAAGAAAAACAUUAUUUCUCGUAUCACGCCAACGCACGUUGGGCUGGCUGACGACGACAAGCAUGUUGCGUUUGACUACCUGGUCAUUGCCCUGGGCCAAAGCCGAUAUGCACCAAUCGGUGUGGCAUCUUCGACCAAGACCGAGUACCUAGAGGCCAUGAGCAAGUACUAG
This is a messenger RNA of Kickxella alabastrina, 384 nucleotides long. RefSeq lists its product as uncharacterized. The record is from RefSeq and is a predicted model, not a curated record. The transcript is spliced from 2 exons. Gene Ontology annotation, cellular component: cytoplasm. Gene Ontology annotation, molecular function: electron-transferring-flavoprotein dehydrogenase activity; flavin adenine dinucleotide binding. The coding region runs from base 1 to 384 and encodes 127 amino acids. NCBI's taxonomy places the organism in Eukaryota, Fungi, Kickxellomycota, Kickxellomycetes, Kickxellales, Kickxellaceae.